CCAUUUCCCCCCAAUCCCAUAUGUAAAAAAAUAAAAGUUUUUGUCGGAAAUCGACGAUCAUAUAUAAACACGUGGUCAGUCGACGUAAAAUAUACUAGAACCGUAAGAUUGCCGGAAUUUGAUGUGAAAAGAAAAGUACAACUGAAUGAAGGUUGCGGAUAAUUUACACGUCGAAUUAUGUUCAUCACGUAUUUGAAAAAGAUGGGGUGGCCAAUUGUGAAAAAGUUACAAAAAUCUGAUUUCCACCUGCUUUUAAGACACCGAACACCAUUGCAAUUCUUGGGUGUAGUUUAGUAUGGUACUAUUAGCCUUGUGCCUAGAGUAGAAAUGAAUAUUGGCAAUGUUGAAUUGCUAUGUCAUUUAACUAUCCUCUUUAUCUCAGUGACUCUUUUCUUUUAUUUCAGAAUAUCACAUUCUGUUGACAUAAAAGAAAUUACUUCAUCCAGAUGUGCCUUUGAUAGUUUUAUCAACUUUUAUUGACUAAAGGAAGACGAUAUAUUUAUCAGAAGCAUUCAUCAAUACAUCUACGUUUUUAUAUAAAGAAAGUCUAUGACAAAAUAUUGCGAAAUAUUUCUUCUGGACGAUGGAAUUAACAGCAACAAUUUGAAGUCUUUGCUGUCUGGAAUAUAGAGGAGAUGAUUGUUUUACAGGUUAAUUAAGCUUGGAUAACUUUACAAAGGUGUAGACAAUUGUCACCUUUUGAUUUAGAUCUCAGCUGAAAGAAACGGCAUUAAAUUAUUCCCCAAAAAUAGUGACAAAACUGAACACAAACAUUCUCAUAGAAAUAAAAUAAACACUAUCAAUGUGAUAUUUAUGACAGAUUAUCCUCUCAUAAUGAAUCCUUUAACUGAAGCAAACAACCCUGAUACAGGUGAGAAACCAUAUCACUCUACUACCUGCAGUGUAUCAUUCUGUCAGAGUGGUGUCUUGACUAUAGAUGAACCUUCACAUACUGGGGAAAAACCAUAUCCAUGUGAUAUCUGUGGUAAAUCAUUCUCUCAAAGGAGUAACUUGACGCAACACUUAUAUACUCAUACAGGAGAAAAGCCAUAUCAUUGUGAUAUCUGUGCUAAAUCAUUCUCUCAAAGGAGUAACUUGACACAACACUUUUAUACACAUAGAGGAGAAAAGUCAUAUAAUUGUGAUAUUUGUGGUAAAUCAUUCUCUCGUAGUACUUACUUAACUAAGCACAAACUUACACAUACAGGAAAAAAGCCAUAUCAUUGUGAUAUCUGUAGUAAAUCAUUCUCUCAAAAUUGUAAUUUAAAUGACCACAAACGUAGACAUACAGGAGAGAAGCCAUAUCGUUGUGGUAUUUGUGGUAAAUCUUUCUCUCAAGGUAGUCAUUUGACUAAACACAAACUUACACAUACAGGUGAGAAGCCAUAUCACUGUGAUAUCUGUGGUAAAUCAUUCUCUCAAAGUAGUAUUUUAACUGGCCACAAACGUAGACAUACAGGAGAGAAGCCAUAUCACUGUGAUAUCUGUGGUAAAUCAUUCUCUCAAAGUAGUAUUUUAACAGGCCACAAACGUAGACAUACAGGGGAAAGACCAUAUCAUUGUGAUAUCUGUGGUAAAUCAUUUUCUAGAAGUGGUGAUGUGACUAGACACAAACGUACGCAUACGGGAGUGAAGCCAUACCAUUGUGAAAUCUGUGGUAAAUCAUUCUCUCAAAGUAUUAUUUUAACUGACCACAAACGUACACAUACAGGUGAGAAACCACACCAUUGUGAUACCUGUGGUAAAUCAUACUUUAGAAAUAGUCAGUUGACUAUUCACAAACGUGUUCAUACGGGAGAGAAGCCAUAUCAUUGUGACAUCUGUGGUGAAUCAUUCCCUCAAAAAGGUCACUUAAGUAGACAUUUGAGUAUUCAUACACAAGCGUAAAAAUAUCAAUAUAAAAAUUUAUUACAACAUAUCAACAAUUAUGAUUUUUUUGUCUUCUACCAGACAAGGUGUCUCCCUCUUCAAGCUUGAUGUAUUUAACUUCAAUUUCAUUAAUAUCAACUUCAGUAUCAUGGAUAUAUCUAAAUAUAUCAACACAGUGAGAACUUUGAUCUUUGAAGAGGAUUGUGCUGGAGUUUUUGAGGAAUUUGUUAGGAGAGAAUAAAGGAAUGGGAAUAAGGAAUAAAAGUUUUAAGUGACA
This is a messenger RNA of Octopus sinensis (East Asian common octopus), 2146 nucleotides long. Its product is annotated as zinc finger protein 271-like. The transcript has 5 exons. Gene Ontology annotation, biological process: regulation of cytokine production; regulation of immune system process; negative regulation of transcription by RNA polymerase II. NCBI's taxonomy places the organism in Eukaryota, Metazoa, Mollusca, Cephalopoda, Octopoda, Octopodidae. The record is from RefSeq and is a predicted model, not a curated record. The coding region runs from base 814 to 1887 and encodes 357 amino acids. Gene Ontology annotation, cellular component: nucleus. Gene Ontology annotation, molecular function: DNA-binding transcription factor activity, RNA polymerase II-specific; RNA polymerase II cis-regulatory region sequence-specific DNA binding.